CUACGACUGCCCAGCAUGCAUGCUCCAAUCAAAGCAGCAUUGUAUUACUACUACUGACUAUUGCACAGCCUUCUCUCACACUCAAGCAUUUCCUUCUUUCCCAGUUUUCGCCUUUGUGGCGGCGACAGUCCUUUGGCUCUCAUGGCACGAAUGCUCAUGCUUAUCGUGGUGAUAUGAGCCUGUUUCUCAUAAUAUGAUUUGAUUAUUCGAUCAGUAAUUAUUUGAAUUCCACCAACUCAUAUACAAUGCCACUUCUUCAUCGUGAACCGUUUGUGCCUUCUCAGCCACCAGCUGAUCUCGAUCCUGACGAGGAAGUCUUUGUUUGUCAAUUCACCAAGGAGGCAUUCCGAGAUUACGAAUCGUUCUUCGACCGUACAGUUCUUUGCAACAGCCUUGUGUGGACCUGCGAGUACACUGGUCGUACCGGCUUGACUUAUCAAGAAGCUGUGGAACGAGAGGAACGAUGUAUUCAGAAGCUGAGUGCAUUUCCAGCUGCCCUGCAUUUUCCAGUUCUUCUGUUUGCAAAUCGGCUUUAUCACACCAGCAUCUCGUCGUUGGCUCAAGCAACUAUAGCAUACUUCCGCGAUCAUUUCAUGGAUCAUGAGGUUGUUGCAGUGGAAUGUCAUGAUAACAGGGGGGCGUAUCAUCGAGUCGGUGAGAUAGUCCAGGUUUCCUUCUGUGGUGGAGAGGAUGUGCCUAAUGACUGCCCGUCAUCCCCACCACCGUUGGUACCGUCGGUCAAGCUAAAAGACAGUGGUCACAGCAAACAUCAUCGUGCUGAUGGUGUUGCUGCCGACUGGCGAGGCUCUCAUCAUCAUCGCUCCAGCAGCAGUAGUGGAGGAGGUGACGAUCACCACCACCGCUCCGCGUUCCAUAGGGCCGGUAGCCGAGCAGGACCACCCAAGUCACGUGAUGGUAGUGUUACUUGUGACGCCAGUGAUUUCCUGUACAAAAUCCGUUUCUUAGAUCACCACUCGCUGUCCACGAUGAGUACUAAGUUCACAGUUCUGUCGCGACACAGUGGACCAAUUCGCAAAGAUCUUCUAGAGCUAUUUUUCCGGAAGCACAUGGCACCCUUGAAUGGCUCGGGUCCUCUCACAGUCUUAAAUCCCGUUGUCAAUGGCAUGGACAUUCGCCGACCACCUGUAGCGCGUUAUGUGCAGAUCACAACGCUCAUGCCCUUGUCCAGCAAUCAGGUUGCUACGCGGCAGCCUAGCGACCUGGCGACAGCGCACCAACCGCAACCACAGCUCUAUGAUAGGUCGGCGUCUCCGCAGCGCAACGACAGGGGUGCAUUGCAGCAAGACACUGGCCACUUGCCACCAUCAGCGCAUCCGGACGAGAGGUCCAUGAUGGCGGGGAAACGUAGGUCUGCUGAGGAUGAACUGUCAAUGAUGCAUGGCAAGCGGCGAAGAGAAGAAUCAUAUUCAUCCGAAACAGAUGCAAAUUCUCACAGUAGGCGGCAAAUGGUGAGUGGCAGGGAAUAUGCAUGGCGCCAAAAGGAUGGCACGCCUGCACAUGCCCGCGGGAGCUCUCCGUCGCAUGGCAUGCAGGACACAUACGGCCAGCAUCAUUCAAACCCCAGGCACGAGGCAUAUCAGAGCCACCGUGGUGGCCACAACCGGUCAUUGUCUUAUCCCCAGACUCAACCAAGAAACAACCAAUCGGAUCGGCAAGAGCAGCUUUUAGCAGCAGAGAACUUGAUCAAGGACCAGGAACGGGAGCUGCACAUGAUGCAAAUGAAACUGAAGGAAAAGCAACAAGAACAAGAGCAAGAGAGAAUAGAGAAACUCCGUGCUGAGCGGCAGAAAGAACAGGAAAGGAAGCGGGCUGAGCAUCUUGCUCGUGUGGAGUGGAAGCGACCUCGAGAUGAUCUUCUGUGUGACGAUCUCAAGCCUCUUCCAGCAUCUGAGUCAGUGACUAGUAAGCUGCCGGUGGAGCUUGUUGGAGAUGCGUUGAUGCUGUGCGAGUUCAUCACUGCUUUCUCUCACAUCUUUACAUCUGCUGAGCAUGCCUCAGCCCUGCGUGAGAUCUCGCUGGGUACUGUUGAGUCAGCUCUAUGCGAUUAUGAACUGGACGGUCCACUUCUGACUCUGUUGCAGUUCUUGCUUGGGGCUGUGUUCCAAACACAAGAAAUGCUUGAGGCAGACGAGGCCAAGCAUGGUGUGUUUGCAACGAGUGGUGCCUCCUCUAAUGCGCAGGUGCUUGCCGGAGAGGGCGUGACCGAUGGCAGUGCCACACACAUGGCCAAGUGGUGCCUUCAGCAUCAUGGCAUACGGCUGCGUGACCAUGAAAUCACGGCGCUCACUGUCAGCGAGAUGUUGCGUAUGCACCUACUGGCUGUUGGCGGUAACUGCACAGGGUCGGGAUAUAUACACCGCUCUCCCAUUAGCAACUGGCAGCGGGGAGGUGGAUUCUCCACCAUGGACGACGCGUGUGUCACGGUGCGCUCUGAACAUCCGGGAAUCAUUCGCCGCUUGCUCGGUGCGUCUGUUGUGGAGCUGAGCGCCAAGGAGAGGUGCAUUGUAAUGACAACACUCUGCCAGCACCUGGUUGUAACACUGUCCAUCCGGGACUGUGUGGAAGAGUCAUUCACCUCCUGGCGCCGUGCCCGGCAGGCCUGGAAAGAUAGCCAACAGUCGAUCGAGCGGCUUAAGCGCUCUGAGGCAGCAGUACCAGCCGCAUCUAGUCUUGCUUCUACUAGUGAAUUUUCAUCUUUGAAGCCAACACCUAGUACUGACGAACCAACAUCACGUGAUGCCGUUGCUAGCAUCAAGAGGGAGGAUUCUCUUGUUGACAGUGGCGCCGUCACUCCUGAUCCGUCAGCACCUGAGCCGAUGGACUCCAGUGAAACAGUGCCAGGAUUGAAUGUGCCUGGUAAAGUGGAUGAGGAUUCGCUUGACGCGUCUGCUGCCUCACCGGAUGUUUUAGACUGCCAGUCAACAGCCAGCGGUACUGCAAGUCAACAGCACACACCUAGAUUGGAAGCUGGCGACAGUCCGCAAUCAUCAUCUUCGCCGUGCAUUGUCAAGACUCAUGGUGAAGCUACAUCUGCAGAGAGCACACAUUCCCCAUCAUCAUCACAGCCAGAUGCUGCCGAAAAUGAAGUAGCCAAAGCUGAGAAGAUCCGUGCAGCACUGCGAGAGCACAUUGCCGAGCAGGAGAAGCAGCGUGCACAGUACCAAGAAGAAGUUGGCGAGCAUGUCUCGCGCAUUCGCGUUCAACCGCUUGGUCGGGACCGCUUCUAUCGCAAGUACUGGGUGUUCCGGUCUCAGCCAGGUCUGUUUAUUGAGACUGAUUAUUCAAGACUUCAUGAUAUGAUAGACUUGAAAGAAUUUGCUGGUCAGGCUGCUAGCAGUAUUGAUUCCAGCCAAAUCUCACCAGUUAAUACUACAUUGACCAGGCAGGGUCAAGGCACCACUGUUGGUGGUCCUGGAUCCGUGCAGUUGUCUUUAUCCCCGCCAUCAUCAGCAUCAUCAUCGUCUUCAUCAGAUAUUGCUACAGCCCUGGACCACUCAGUGACCACUUCUUCUGGAGCUGGAAACGCCGCCAAUAUGUUACUGCAGUUCCGUAAUGCUGCCGGUGCUCUGACCAAUUCACCGCUGUUCCCCGCCUUAAUGAUCAGCAGCACAAGCAGUGCAAGUGGUAAACAUGAUCUGGAUUAUGGGCUGCUGAGCGAUGCACUGGAUGCUGCGGCCAGCGCCCCGUUUACGUCUUGGACUAUUUAUAAAUCGCCCGCCGACCUAGAUAACAUCAUAGCUGCAUUGAACUUGCGUGGUUUUCGCGAGCGUGCCCUCGCCGAUACUCUGAAGCAGAAGCGCAAUUCAAUAGUCAAGUCCCUUAAGCAGUGCGAUGAGCAAAACCAGGACAGUGCUACUGGCAAGGCCGAGAAAGAGUCCCUGUCUAAUGCAGCCAGUGCUGUAGAGAGCUUUGAGAAGCAACUGCGCGAGUCCAUUUUGUCUCUGGAGGAUCGGCUGUGGAAUGGCUGCAUGGGUUCUGUGGCCGUGGGGGACCGGGCUACCUGGCGUGCUGCUCUCCAGGAGCCCAGCACCAAGACUGAAGGUGUUGGCGCUUCUCCGGACAGUCAGCAAGCUGAUGAGGCCGAGAACAGCACACCUGAAUCAUCUGAGAAACCUGCCUCAGUGCUGAAGCAUGAUCACUGCUAUCCGUCCGAUGUUACUAUUGACGAUGACAACCUUGCUGAUGAUGCCCAGUCAGUGUCUUCAGAAGUCCUUAGUGCCUAUUCAGAUCUUGAUUCUAUCCCUCCCAAUGUCAAGGAGCUAGCAGAUGCUAUCCUGAAAAUUGAGGAAUGCAUCGAUCCUCGAUUUCUCAAGUGUCCGCUGGCGAACACUCACCGCAAAGGUGAGACAAAAGCAGAGCAAACUGCCAACAAUCGUCGCAAAGUGACAGUCCUGCAACUGUGGCGCUCUGCUGUUAGCGCCUCUCAAACUUUGUCGCAGAUUGCUCUGAACCUCCAGGCGCUUGUCUCCAGUAUUCGUUGGGAACGCUCUGUCCUAAAUGCACGCUGCCGCACGUGUCGUCGAAAGACGGAUGCUGAGAACAUGUUACUGUGUGACUACUGCAAUGGCGGCUACCAUCUCUACUGCUUGAAACCACCGCUCAGCAAAGUGCCGGCAGGUGAUUGGUUCUGUGUACACUGCAGGCCAUCGCGGAGCUUGCGUAAAGAUGACAGCAGCGUGGCAAGUUCUGUAGCCAUCUCCAUCGCUCUGCCGACAGAUGCUGCUCCAGCUGUGACAGGGAGCACUGCCAGCUCUGUUCCUGAUGGGGCUGGUACUUCUGCUGGUACUUCGUCUGCUGCUGCUGCUGCUUCGGAUACUGUUGCAACUUCCAAACCUGAAGAGACAUCAGUACCAACUUCAGCUAAUACUGCUGCAGCAUCUUCUACUAGCAGCACAGUCGCAGCUUCUGCGUCUAGCUCAUCAACGGCAUCUUUGAAAUCUGGUACUCGGCAAACAAGUACUUCCUCGACUGGACCGGCAACUGCUGCCGCUUCAACCACAUCACUCUCCUCCAAAGUGCUGGUCAGCGGAGAGAUCGACCGUGACAUCUGUUUCAUCUGCCGUGAUGGCGGAGAGUUGCUUCUGUGUGACACGUGUCCACGCUGCUAUCACUUAUACUGCACGAACCCUCCACUUGCUGUGAUUCCCGAUGGUGACUGGGUAUGUCAGAUCUGCGCCAGUGAGCAGAAGGAGAAGAAGAAGGCUGGCACUGCUGGGAAGCCACCUAGCAGCGCUAGUCCUGUUGCCAAGACACAGUCCAGCAAGCCGACAAGGUCAUCAUCGCGCCGUGAAGCCAAGCCUAAAACUACUCCGACCGCCACUAGAGCCACUAGUAAGAGGUCUUCGGCCAGGAAAUCGGGCAGUGCCGUGUCAGACGCAGAUGCAGAUGACUUCACUGAGUUUCUGGAGGGCGGUGAGAACCGCCGCUCAACCGAGUCUAGGGGAGGAACGUUGGCUAAGCAGCUCAAGUUGUGCGAGACAAUGUGGCGUGAGCUGAAGAACCACGCUGAGGCUGGUUUGUUCUUGGAGCCUGUCUCCGCUGAUCGGGUUCCGGAUUAUCAUGUUAUCAUCAAGCGACCUAUGGACCUUGGCACCAUCAAACAGAACUUGAAGCUAGGGCGUUAUUCUUCAGCCGCUGACUUUAUCACCGAUGUACGCCAGAUCUUCGUCAACUGUGCAGAGUACAACCCAACACGUACUCGAGAAGCACGCUCCGGUGUGAAACUGUCUCUGUUCUUUGAAACUCGAUUAUCGGAGCUGGGCCUAGACCAACUUUCACCUCAAUGAACAGCUCGCUCACCCCGUGUUCAUUUUGCCCAUUGCCUUUUUUGUUGCUGCAGGUGUAGCUGUUUCUUGGCCGCCGCAGUACUGCCACCGCCAGUGGUGCGUGUGCUGUGCUUUUGUGUGCUGUGCUUUUGUGUGCUGUGCUUUUGUGUGCUGUGCUUUUGUGUGCUGUGUGUAUGUGCUGUGCUUUUGUGUGCUGUGCUUGUGUGUGUGUGUGUGUGUGUGUGUGUGUGUGUGUGUGUGUGUAUGUCUGUGUGUCUGUGUCUGUGUGUGUGUGUCUGUCUGUCUGUGUGUUUGUUGGUGUUUAUUUGUGUUGUGUGAGUGUAGGAAUGUGUUUGUGCGAGUGUAUUGUUUCUGUUGUGUGUACAAGCAAGACUAGUGCUCUAGACUGCUGGUGUGCUCAUGCCGCAGUAGCUGCUGCCACGCCCCUGUCUUGUUUUCUGGCGUAUAUUUUUUUCCUACCCACAAACUAACCUCUAGCCCUGUCUGUGUACAUCCUAACCUUUUGCUGACACUGGAAGUGAAAUGGAAUUUUACACCUGAUUUUAUUUAGGCCAACCAAACUGGCCAAAUAAUCCCAUUGCAGCACCAGCUCUCCAUUUGUUUGCUCUUGUUUAUUUUCACCUAGCUAGCUACUUGUGAGCAAAGGAUGCUUUUGUACGUUUCGACUGCUUCCUGUAACUUUUCUCUUUGCUGCUGCUGCUGAUUGCUAAUGGCUUUAGAAUUGGAAGCAGACAAAAUCAUUUUAACAAUUCAAACUGCCUUUCUGUGGUCCUGGCACUUCAGCCCUACCACCUUUCCGUCUAGCACUUCUGAUCUGCUCGUACAUUUCCACUGUAAUUACUGUUAUUAUUUCGUUUCUUGUACUUUGGAAUACGGAAAAAAGCUGA
Molecule: messenger RNA, 6694 nt
Organism: Sycon ciliatum
Lineage: Eukaryota; Metazoa; Porifera; Calcarea; Leucosolenida; Sycettidae
Product: bromodomain adjacent to zinc finger domain protein 1A-like
Exons: 13
Coding region: 246-5807 (1853 amino acids)
Biological process (GO): positive regulation of DNA replication; regulation of DNA-templated transcription; regulation of heterochromatin formation
Cellular component (GO): CHRAC; nuclear chromosome
Molecular function (GO): DNA binding; protein binding
Source: RefSeq, a predicted model, not a curated record